This is a messenger RNA of Saccostrea cuccullata (small rock oyster), 4299 nucleotides long. Its product is annotated as receptor-type tyrosine-protein phosphatase epsilon-like. The transcript is spliced from 28 exons. Gene Ontology annotation, biological process: protein dephosphorylation. Lineage: Eukaryota; Metazoa; Mollusca; Bivalvia; Ostreida; Ostreidae. The record is from RefSeq and is a predicted model, not a curated record. Bases 230 to 3688 code for a protein of 1152 amino acids. Gene Ontology annotation, molecular function: protein tyrosine phosphatase activity.
AUUUGUGUAUAAAGGUCUAGACAUUCUUUGUUAAGGUUUGUAAAUCUAGGCCAUCCUAAUUUGUUAAUUUUGUAUUUCAUUUAAGUGGUUUGUCAAGAGCAAGGAUGUUCGUAACGCAUGACAACGCAAAAGGUUGUUUACCGAUGUAUAAAUUUUUCUUCCUCAUUGAUAUACUUCACCUUAAAUAGACUUGGUCUUAAGACGUAUUAUUUCUUAUAGGUUCAGCUUGAUGAUCCUAAGAAACAAGAUGAGGGAUCAACAUUUUUUGAUAACAUUUAUCGCUACCUCGAUUCAUGCCUGCUACGGAUAUAGACAACUAGUUGAUCCAGAUACAACAAAAGCCAUACAAAGUUCUACAUUUGAACCUUAUGGAGCAGACAGGACAAUAGAUGGGAAGCCAUCUUUACUUUCAAUUGGCAGUGGAUCUUGUUCGCAUACAGGACUGGCGCAGAAAUCAGCAUGGUUACAAAUAAACCUCAAGAAAGUUUUCAAUAUAAAAUACGUCAAAUUUUGGUACCGUAAUGACCGUCUCAGUGAACUUGAAAACACCAUACGGUUACAUGGCUAUAUUCUACAAUAUUAUAACAAAAAAUGGAUAACGUGUUACCAAGAUAGUACUCCAUCCAGUCAGCCAAUAUCCAUGCCAUCUAUAGUGGAGUGUCAUCACCAGACUCAAUACAUAGUGUUUUAUACAAAUACACCAAGUCCCUAUGACAGAGGGUUUGUCUUUUUGGAGAUAUGUGAAGUCGAAGUGUAUGGUUGUGAAAAAAAUCAAUACGGAGAAAACUGCACGGAAUGCGGAGAGCGGUGUGUGGAUUGUCAUAUUGUGGACGGAUGUGUGAAGUGUCAAUCUGGAUUCACCGGCAGAAACUGUGAGGACUGUGAACUAGGCUAUUCCGGACGAAAUUGUAAGCCCUGUCUGACGGGAUGGUAUGGUUAUAAUUGUUCCCAGUCGUGCAGUGUAAAUUGUUUGGAGUCAGGAAACUGUGACAAAGUUACCGGAAGCUGUCUCAGUGGAUGUGUGUCUGGAUACAGGGGAGAUAAGUGUUUACAGCCUUGUGAGAAUGGAACAUAUGGUUUGAAAUGUCAAGAACAGUGUAGUGAGUAUUGUUUAGGGAAUGAAGUUUGUGAUAAUGUAAAUGGAAGCUGUAUUAGAGGCUGCGAAAAGGGAUACGAAGGAAACCGGUGUUUUAAUGCUUGUAAAAUUGGAACGUAUGGAGAAAACUGUAAAUACAACUGCAGCGGCCAUUGUUAUUUAGAUGAGCCAUGUGACAGAUUUAAUGGCUCAUGUCCAGCCGGAUGUGACGUCGGAUGGUCAGGAUUUACCUGUGGAAAACAAUGUCAGCAGGGUAGAUAUGGAUUCCAGUGCAAUAAUUCAUGUACCACAUGUAAGGAUAUGACGUGUAAUCAUGUUAACGGGUCAUGCUCUCUUGGUUGUAUCGACGGCUGGACGGGUGCCUUAUGUGCUGAAGUGUGUCCCGGUGGUUUCUUCGGUCCUAACUGUUCUAGUCGAUGUGGAAAUUGUGAAAAUGAAACCUGUCACCAUGUGAACGGAAUGUGUCCUGGCAACUGUAAAGAAGGAUGGAAAGGAGAGAAAUGUUUACAAGUGUCUGCCUUGAUAACCGAUGAGGACACCCCGGGUACCCCUCUCAGUAUGCCUGUAGUGGCUGGUGCGGCUUUGGGUGUAAUGGUGGCUCUAAUACUUAUAAUUAUUGUCAUAGUGAUCAGGGUUCGAAGGAGACAUAAACCAUUAACAAAACCUGAGAGUAAAUGGCAUCAAAAGUUAGAAGAUCAGACAAAUAUGGACCCACUUGAUAAUAAAACAAGUCCCACAGGGAUGAAUGGACAGAUUGAUGGAGCGGAUGAAUCAACUUAUUAUAAUAUUGAGACAACAGAGACAACAAGAAAAACCCAUGUGGACACUUCAAUUAACAUUCCGAUUGCAAACUUAGCAAAUGUUAUUGCUUUGAAGAUGAAAAAGGAGUGCAGUGAUUUCAAAAAGGAGUAUGGGGAUAUCCCGUAUGGUGAAGAGACUCAUAUACCUUGUACAGUUGGAAAACUUCCAGAAAAUAAGGCCAAAAAUAGAUUCAAGACAACAUUUCCAUAUGACCAUUCUCGGAUUGUCCUUGAAAAUACAGAGAGUGACUAUAUCAAUGCAAAUUAUAUAAAGAAUAUGAAAGAAGAAAGAGUAUAUAUCGCAUCACAAGGACCUAAACCUAACACUAUGGCUGAUCACUGGAAGAUGGUUUGGCAAGAGAAAGUUUCCGUUAUUGUUAUGUUGACUAACCUUAUAGAAGGAAUGAAGAAAAAAUGCGAGAAGUAUUGGCCUGAUUUAGACAUUGAAAUGAUGUCUGGAAAAUUUAAACUUCAACUUUUACAGGAGAAAACAUAUGCAUACUAUGUCGUCAGAAGAAUAAAAGUCACUAAUUUAGAGUUAAAAUCACCUACUUCCGUUAUCGUGACCCAGUUUCACUACACCCAGUGGCCCGACCAUGGCGUGCCUGAUCCACUAAGUUUGGCAAUCUUCCAAAAACAUGUGAGGCGGAUCCAAAACGAACAUAAAAACAACCCACUUCUCGUUCACUGCAGUGCCGGGAUAGGGAGGACUGGCACAUUUAUAGCACUGGAUGCUCUGUAUCAGCACGGCCUGGAGACGGGGUCUGUCAAUGUACAGGGAUACGUCAAAAAGAUGAGGGAGGACAGAAUGAGUAUGGUCCAGAACUGUGAGCAAUACAUAGAACUGUAUAAUGCUCUCCUGGAGUCAUUUAAAGGUGAAAGUUACGUUAUUUCCAAGGACGCCUUUUUGAAUGACAUCAGAAAAAUAAGUAAUGCAACAGAGUCCAAUCCCAGCUGGAUACAGUCACAAUUUGAGAAGCUACAGACAAUCAAGAAAUCAUACACUGAUGAUAAUAAGAAAGAGGGGUCAAGACACAAGGAGCUCAAUAUGACAAGGAAUAUAAUGCCAGUGGAUAAAUACCGGGCAAUACUCACGUCAAAUAUAUCGGGAAGAAGUAACUAUUACAAUGCAGUGUUUUUGUCAACCUUUACGGAUAAGGAUGUACUAAUUGCCGGCCAGUACCCCCUAUCUGGUAAUUCUAUAGACCUGGUUCGUCUUCUGCUAGAUCAUGAGUCCAGCAUUCUCGUCUAUGUCAAUCGUCUUUCAGAUGUUCCAUCGUCUGAUGAAUGGUUCCCAGACAAGAAAAAAAAUUUACACCCUUACGAGUUAAUCAAGGAAAAGACUUCCAGUGUGUCUCAGACCAUUCGAAAACACGAUCUUAAAAUUCGUCAUUUAGAUGAUAAUGCCUUGCAUCCAAUCAGUCUCUUUGAAAUCUUGUCCUGGACAAUUAAAGAUACUUUGCCAACUGACGCCAAUACCAUGACUGACGUCAUAAGAAAUGUUCAAAUGGAGGUUGCCAGUCAGUCUACUAAGACUCCCAUCACUAUUUUGUCCAAGGAUGGAGCAACUGGUUGUGGGGUGUUUUGUUGCAUUUAUAAUGCUGUGCAACAGCUUCAGCAGGAUGAUGAGGUCGAUUUGUUCACGAUCGUUAGACAGCUUCAGAUACGGCGACCAGAAAUGAUCUCUACCGUGGAGGAAUAUCACUAUUGCUUCAGAGAUGUUUCGAAUAUCUUAACAGAGAAUUCAUCAGAAGUUUACAACAACACGGAAUGUGUUUACGCAAAUACAUAGGUCUUCUACUUUUCCAUCAAAGCGUGCAACAUUCUACUUGCUUCUGUAAAAGAAUGGACACAGACCAUUAUUCAAUUUGGACGUGAAAAACCUAAUUUUUUAAAUAAGAUUCAUCAUCUCUAUUGACUGAUAAAAAAUACUUAUUGUUUAUCCCAUUCUCAAAGUUUUUUGCACAAAUAUUAUAUCUGAAAGAGACUUAUCAGAUAUUGAUAUUUCACCUUGAUAUUUUCUUGAGAGAAUACUAGUUAUUAAAUCCAGUAAGAGUUAGUGCUCUUUGAAAAGAUUUUUAAUAAACGCCGGUCUAUCAUAAACCCAGGGAAUGUCAGGUAAUCUUUAUGUGUGUGUAUAAGUAUGUUUUUGAAGUAGAUAUUCUAAAUGAUCAUAAAAAACAUCAUGCAGUCUUCAUUCAUAGACAUUAUGAAAGGCAAAGAUGAAAAAAAUGUUAUGUACAUGUAUGUAUAGCAUAAAAAUUUAUGGGGUUUUUUUUACAAAUAGUCGUUCAUGUGUAAUCAUCAUCGAAUUUCGAAUGUGAGCAGGAAGUAGUCCCUGGCUAAAAACCAUCAAACUAUCCUUUUUUAUUAUAUUAUCACAAUAAAUCAUGAUCAUUUGUU